Mytilinidion resinicola is the source of this 978-nucleotide messenger RNA. Its product is annotated as Mgm101p-domain-containing protein. Gene Ontology annotation, molecular function: single-stranded DNA binding. Gene Ontology annotation, cellular component: mitochondrial chromosome; mitochondrial nucleoid. The record is from RefSeq and is a predicted model, not a curated record. NCBI's taxonomy places the organism in Eukaryota, Fungi, Ascomycota, Dothideomycetes, Mytilinidiales, Mytilinidiaceae. Gene Ontology annotation, biological process: interstrand cross-link repair; recombinational repair. The coding region runs from base 1 to 978 and encodes 325 amino acids. The transcript is spliced from 2 exons.
AUGAAUUGCAUACCCGGCCGCCGGGCCACCUCCAGCCUCCGCUCAUACUCCCAACUCCCCAGGAACCUCACUACACGCUCCAAUCCCCCACCGCGCACGCGUCCAUUCAGCAGCACCCCCUUCCGCGCCGCCUACACACCCACCACCCGAACCGCCGCCUCCUCUCCCACCACCGCAAAACCCACCACCGCCUCCACCUCCUCCGCCAUCCCCAACAGACUCGCUCCCAGGCCCGCCUCCUCAACCACAACCGCCAGACCAGCCGCCACCCCCCCACCAACAACACAGCGCUUCUCCCCCGUCGCCGCCGAGCCCCCGCCUCCGACCGCGCGCACCUCCGCCCUCGCCAGCGCCUCCAAGAACCAGCCCUCCCUGACCGACCUCAGCGCCGGGUUGUCCGACGCCCCAAAGCCGCCGACCGACGGGGAUCUAACCGAGCCCAAGGCGAACACGGACUGGACGACGUCGUAUUCGGGGCUUGGCGACGCGCGCUUCGAGCAGGGCGCUGUCGACGUGCUGCUCGCGCCGGUCAGCGAAGAGGACGUCGAGGUGAAGCCGGACGGGAUACUGUACCUGCCCGAGAUCAAGUACCGGCGGAUACUGAACCGCGCGUUUGGGCCGGGCGGGUGGGGGCUCGCGCCGAGGGGGGAGUCGAUAGUGACGGGGAAGCUGGUGACGCGGGAGUAUGCGCUUGUUGUGCAGGGGCGGUUGGUUUCGAUUGCCCGCGGUGAACAGCAGUAUUUCGACCCCGAAGGCAUCCCGACCGCGACUGAGGGCUGCAAAUCCAAUGCGUUGAUGCGGUGUUGCAAGGACGUGGGGAUUGCGAGCGAGCUGUGGGAUCCGCGGUUUAUCCGCAAGUUCUUGGCGCAUUACACGAAGGAGGUUUGGGUGGAGCAUCAGACGACGAAGAAGAAGCGGAAGCUGGUAAUUCGGAAGGAUGAUGUGGUGAAGUAUCCGUUCAAGGAGACGAAGAUGUAG